AUGUAUUUAAUUUCUUGCCGUCCACUAUUUCUUCAUCGUGUAAAACAACAGCUAUGGACAAUAAAACCGUGUAUUCGCACAAUAACUGAUACUUAUAUAUCUGAUGAACAAUUUAAAAUAGACGACGAAGAUUCUACUCAAACGAAAUCGUUUGUUCAUGAUUCAUUGAUGCAAUCUAUACAAUCUUGUUCAUCGUUAUCGACAUUGUUUCCACUUGUUCGUGCAAAUUUACCUCAACAUCGCGCACAACACAUAGCAGCAGCAUUACUUCGCGCCUGUAAUAUAGUACGUUCAUGUGCUUAUUUUCAUCCAAUAAAUAUGGAACAUUAUCGUAAAAAGCUCUUAAUUCAUCCCAUAUUUGAUCUUCUAUGUCAUUUAUGUGAACACCGUCUACUUGAAUUAAAUUUUGAAGAUCACGUUAACAUAAUGUCAUCAUUAGUAAAAUUAGAUAUACGUAUGACGUCAAGUGAAAGUCCAUUUCUACGCCAUUUAUUUACUGCAUUAGCGCAAACUGAAUAUAUUGAAAAAUUUGAUUUAAAUCUAUUGAAUCGUUUUCUGAUUGCGCUAGUGAAAAAAUCCAAUCGACAUUUACUUCUUCCAUUAUACAAACCAUUGCUUGAACGAUUUCGUCAAUUGCUAUUUGAAAUUGGGCCUUCACAUACACCAUCAACGAUUAAAUGUACGAUUGGCAUAAUGCAUCUCUUAGGUAUGGCUAUACCAUUAUCGAGCAAUCAAACUGAUGAUACACAAGCACGUCCAGAUACACUUGUUCGUUUAUUAACAUUAGGUGGAAUGUUUCCCGUACAAAUGAAAAAAUGGAUACCACACGCAUUCAUAAAUUGGAAUGUGAAUUUAAAUAGAAUAUUAUGGUUUGAUAUUUAUCUGAUAUUAUCAUCAGCUAAAAGACAUUUCCGUCCAUUGAACGAUCUAUUUGAUCUAGCUGUAACGAGAUGCAACAAUGAGCUUGAUCAAAAUAAUUUUCUUGUUGACCAUGAUACUCUCUAUAUGACAUGCGCCUUAUAUAAAUAUUCAAGGAUAAAAUUAAAACUUCGAUUAAACAGACGAUUACAUAUGUGUUUAGAUAAUUUUGAUCCACACGAAAUUUGUCUUCUAUAUCAACAUGUUAAUCCUGAUACAUGUAAUGAUUGGGAACUAUUAGCACGUAUGCAUCACAAAUUGAAACAGAUAAGUUUAUCCAAUGAAGAAUAUGAAAGUGAUUUUUGGCCAAUGCUUUCUGUAUUAACUGAACAUAUUAAUAAAAACAUAGAUUAUUACACGACAGAAACAGCUGGCGCUGAUUUUAUAAUGCAUUUACGUGCUGAAAUCGAACGGAAGAAAUCACGAGCUAACGAAACAUGGUUUAUACGUGAUCAAUAUUUACUUAUUCUAACAUUCUAUUUAAAAUAUGCGUUGAGUGGAACUGCUAUUCCAAGAAAUAUUAUGACCAAUGCAGAUCCGAUGAUAUCUCAAGCGAAUUUAAAAGAUACGGGAACACUUCUUGCUGGAUAUUAUAAUGCAGCAUCAUCAGGACUACCCGAUGCAGCUAACAUGACAUUUCAACGUCAAAUAAAACAAAUCCACGAAAUGAUUGUUCACCAUAAAAUGGAACAUCUAUCAAAUUUAUCAAUAUAUCCAUUUAGUCAUAUAGUCAAUUUUUUAAGUUACAUAACAUCAUCACGUUAUAGUAUUGAUACACCAUUGUUAGAACCAUUUUUCGAACGUUUAAAUACAUUCGAUAGUCAAACAUCGUUAACUUUACGUGAUGUAAAUAAUUUAUCAUUAUUAUUUUCUCAUUCAGCACGUCUUUAUCCUUCGCUACUGGAUGCCAUGUGUUCAACAUUAAUUGAUACACAAACAACAUCUCUACGAUUAAUUGCGACAUUUUGUCGUUGUUUAUAUAAAGUUAAUUAUAAACCUGAACAAAUCAAUGAUCUAUGUUCGUUAGCUCGUCAUCUUUAUGCCAACGAAGAUGAAAUACGCCCAAUUGAUAUGCUUUGGCUAUCAAUGACGAGUACUGGUUUAUUAAACCAACUCGAUGAAAAAUUACUAAACGAUAUUUUUUCAUUAUCAUUUCUUGGCAAUAUUGAUCAAGCAUCAUCGAAAAAAAAUUCUAUCCAACUUGGUCAACCACUAUUUCGUUUAAAUCAGAUUGUAUGUAUUGAUCAUCCACAAUUAAACAUUCCAUGGUUUAACGAUCGAUUUGGAUUCGAAGUUGUUCUGCCAGAUACGCGGCGUCAUUGGAUGGCUCGAAAUACUACAUUUGAUCAUAUUGAAUCAAAUUUAACAACAAUGCUUGGUGGCAAACAAUAUCUUCAAAUACACACGUUUUCACCAUAUUUUCAUGAAAUUGAUUUUGAAUGUAUUCUACGGUUGGAUAAUCGCCAGCCAGUUCGAUGCGAUCAAUAUGAUUUUACGAAGAAUAUAGGUGGAAAUAAAGAACUUCAUAUUCCCGAAGGAUGUGAACGGGUGGCAAUUCUAGUAACAACACCAAAUCAUUACUGUCAUAAUACGACACAUUAUGUUGGUUCAGUUGAAGUCUCAUUUCGCCAUUUGAAAAAACUCGGUUAUCAACUUGUUAUUCUUCCUUAUUACGAAUUAGCAACUAUUGAAUCGUCUGCAAGUCGUUUUCGUUAUUUGCACAACAAAUUGUUUAAGAAUAAUCAAUACACAAACUCAUAUGUUGGAAGCAAAAGCACUUCGGUGAAUCCUUUGUGA
Rotaria socialis is the source of this 2715-nucleotide messenger RNA. The record is from the annotation of a GenBank genome assembly. NCBI's taxonomy places the organism in Eukaryota, Metazoa, Rotifera, Eurotatoria, Philodinida, Philodinidae.